This is a messenger RNA of Nicotiana attenuata, 729 nucleotides long. RefSeq names its product putative pentatricopeptide repeat-containing protein At1g02420. The record is from RefSeq and is a predicted model, not a curated record. NCBI's taxonomy places the organism in Eukaryota, Viridiplantae, Streptophyta, Magnoliopsida, Solanales, Solanaceae. The coding region runs from base 1 to 729 and encodes 242 amino acids. Gene Ontology annotation, molecular function: protein binding. The transcript is spliced from 4 exons.
AUGAAGAGAAAAGAUCAAUCUUUAUUAACCCCAAGAACAGUUCAAGUUGUUUUGGGUAGAGUUGCUAAGGAGAAGAGUAUGAGUGAUGCUAUGAAUGUGUACCAUAGCUUGACGUAUAAGUUUAGGCCAAAUUUGCAAACUUUUAAUAUACUUUUGUCUGGUUGGAAGUCAUCCGAGGAUGCACAUGGAUUUUUUGAUGAGUUGAGGGAUUUGGGUGUUGAACUGGAUGUUGUUUCGUAUAAUUGUUUGGUGGAUAUGUAUUGCAAAGGUAGAGAGAUGGAGAAGGCGUUUAAGGUGGUGAAGGAGAUGAGAGAGAAGGAUAUUACUCCCGAUGUGAUAACUUAUACGAGUUUAAUUGGAGGGUUGGGGUUGGUUGGACAACCUGAUAAGGCGAGGGGUGUUUUGAAGAAUAUGAGAGAGUAUGGAUGUUAUCCAGAUAUGACAGCUUAUAAUGCCGCAAUUAGGAACUUCUGCAUUGCGAAGAGAAUUGGGGACGCGUACGGUUUGAUGGAUGAGAUGAUAAUGAAUGGCUUGAGCCCCAAUGCCACUACUUAUAAUGUGUUCUUAAGGCAGAACGAUGUUUCUGUCAAAUGGUGGAUAAAGGGCAAAAGCCAAGUAAUGUUUCUUUUAGGAGGAUCAAGUUUAGGCUCAGAACAAGUAUUUAUCCCUUCUGAGCUGAGUAACAUUAGGCGUUUUAAUCUUCUAGCAAUGACGGCUGAUAUUGGCUAA